AUGACAGCUGAACCAAACAACUCUGCCAUUAAUGGCCAUGGCACAGCCGUUAUUGAUUUCCAAGUCGCCACCUCCCCAAGUGCCCCCGAACAACUUGAGCAUUUACAGAAGGAGAUUGGUCUCCACUCGCAAGCUUAUAGUAAUGGUGACUCGGAUGCGCGCUUGAAGCUCUUAGAGACAGCUCGGUCUCUUGUACAGGCAAUGGAAACACCCCAGGAAACCAUGCUGCGGUACUGCUGGGCCCAGCCCACUGCUUUUGCAGGCAUCGAGACCUGUAUCGAUCUGGGAAUCUUCUUCUUACUAGCACAGACCGACAAGCCUAAAUCGGUAGUAGAGCUUGCAGCGACAACAGGCGCGGAACCCGAGCUCCUUGGUCGAAUCAUGAAGCAUCUUGCCGCAAUGGGGGUCUUUGUUGAGACCGGUAGGGAUGAAUAUGGUCGCAAUGGGCUAACCACCGCACUCGCCAUUAAACGGUUCAACGAUGCCUGGCCGUGCAUUAAUGGAUGUACCCUGCCAGCAAUCAGCGCGCUGCCCGCCUGGCUCAAGAAACAUAAUUAUCAAACUCCCACCGAGGGAACUGACUCUCCAUUUAGCCUUGGAUUCAAGACGGAAUAUUCCUUCUUCCAGUUCCUUGACGGCAAGAACCCUGAAUAUCCUCAACUCGGAGGUCAAUUCAACAAUCUCAUGUCAUCCUACCAUCAAGGCAGGCCCAGCUGGAUGGACGGAAACUUCUAUCCUGUACAAACUCUUCUCGAUGGAGCAAAGACCGGCGAAAAUGAUGUUUUCAUCGUUGACCCGCAUGUCCUGAAAGAUAUCAAGUCGAUAAACUCAGCAAUUGAACCUAUGGUUCACGACUUCUACCAGGAACAGCCUGUCAAGGGUGCUCGGGCAUAUUUCUUGCACUCUGUGCUGCAUGACUGGAAUGACGAAACAUGCCAGAAGAUUCUGUCAAAACUGGUGGCUGCAAUGAGCCCUGGAUACAGCAAGUUGCUGAUCAACGAAAACGUGAUUCCUGAUACCGGGGCUCACUGGCAGGCUACAUCUCUGGACAUGAUCAUGAUGGUGGAUUUAGCUGCCAAGGAGCGAACCGAAAAGCAAUGGUACCAGGUGAUCGAGCCAGUGGGCCUCAAAAUUACGAAGAUCUGGACACCGUCAGAUAGUGCUGAGAGCUUGAUUGAGUGCGAGUUGGCAUAA
Molecule: messenger RNA, 1194 nt
Organism: Penicillium paradoxum
Lineage: Eukaryota; Fungi; Ascomycota; Eurotiomycetes; Eurotiales; Aspergillaceae
Exons: 6
Coding region: 1-1194 (397 amino acids)
Molecular function (GO): O-methyltransferase activity
Source: RefSeq, a predicted model, not a curated record